AUCCUCUCUAGUUUACACUGUUUCUCUAUUAUUUCAGAAUUCCAGAUUUCAUGGCAUUAAAGGAUGUUUUUACUCUGAAUUUAUCGAACGUUUACCAAGCUUAAAGGAAAAAUUUACACGGAAUGAACAUGGCCCUGUUUGUAUAAACCUUUGGUAGAAUUACUGCGAAAUAUUUCAUCUUGCUUGAGGGUAUUUAGUAUAACUUCUCUACAUCGCUGUCUGGAAUGUGCUGAGGGUGUGAUAUUCUGAUCUCGUUAAACUUAGAUAAUGAAGGAGCUUGCAGAAUCAUCAGAUAUUGACUAAGCUGACAUUUCAUGAAGACAGGACAGAAUCACAGUUCGUUAGGAAUGAAAUAGAAAAACGAAGAAUGGUGAAAGAUUUGUAUAUUGUGAUGACAGAAAGAAAAUGAUGGGCAGUGAAUUAUGUGAGGGCAGUGUUCAAUGUAAAAUGGAAUCCAAAAGGAUUAAUUUUCAUGAUGAAAUGCCAGGAGAUGUAGGAAACGUAUAUCCCUGUGAUAUCUGCAAAAAGUUAAAUUCUCAUGAAGAUAGCCUUAUUACAGACGAAUGUACACAUACAGGAGAGGAGCCAUAUGACUGCAAAAUCUGUGGUGAAUCAUUUUCUCAAAAUGACCACUUGACCAUUCACAGCCGUAUUCAUGGUGGCGAGAAACCAUAUCAGUGCAACAUCUGUGGUAAAUCGUUCUCUUGUGCGAGUGCUUUAUCUAAACACAGACCCAUUCACUUAGAAGAGAAACUACAUGACUGUGACAUUUGUGGUAAGUCGUUCGUUUACACGAGGUCUUUAAAAGUUCACCUUCGUACUCAUACGGGUGAAAAACCAUAUUGCUGUGAUGUUUGUGGUCAAUCAUUCUCUCAAAGCGGUAGCUUACUUGGACACAAACGCACUCAUACAGGAGAGAGGCCAUACCAUUGUGAAAUUUGCGGUAAAUCGUUCUUUCGCAAUUAUCACUUAACUCAACACAAGUAUGUUCAUACAGGAGAGAAACGACAUAAUUGCGAUAUCUGUGGUAAAUCAUUCUCUCGUAAUGAAAAUUUAGCAGCACACAAACGUACUCAUACAGGAGAGAAACCAUAUCGCUGUUAUAUCUGUGGUAAAUCAUUCUCUAAAAAUAAUCAUUUAACUACACACAGACGUAUUCAUAUGGGAGAGAGGCCAUAUCGCUGUGAAAUCUGUGGUGAAUCAUUCUCUUGUCAUGUUAAUUUAACUCGACACAACCGUAUUCAUACAGGAGAGAAACGAUAUCACUGUGAUAUCUGUGGUAAAUCCUUCUCUGAAAAUUAUCAUUUAACUAGACACAAACUCAUUCAUACAGGAGAGAAGCCCUAUCGCUGUGAAAUCUGUGGUAAAUCAUUCACUCGUGAUACUAGUUUAACUGCACACAAAAGUACUCAUACAGGAGAGAAACCAUAUCACUGUGAUAUCUGUGGUAAAUCAUUCUCUAGAAAUUAUCAUUUAACUAGACACAGAUUUAUUCAUAUGAGCGAGAAGCCCUAUCGCUGUGAAAUCUGUGGUAAAUCAUUCAUUCGUGAUACUAGUUUAACU
Messenger RNA from Octopus bimaculoides (California two-spot octopus), 1563 nucleotides. RefSeq lists its product as uncharacterized. Gene Ontology annotation, biological process: regulation of transcription by RNA polymerase II. Gene Ontology annotation, molecular function: RNA polymerase II cis-regulatory region sequence-specific DNA binding; DNA-binding transcription factor activity, RNA polymerase II-specific. The record is from RefSeq and is a predicted model, not a curated record. NCBI's taxonomy places the organism in Eukaryota, Metazoa, Mollusca, Cephalopoda, Octopoda, Octopodidae.